This is a messenger RNA of Nerophis ophidion (straightnose pipefish), 866 nucleotides long. RefSeq names its product zymogen granule membrane protein 16-like. The transcript has 6 exons. NCBI's taxonomy places the organism in Eukaryota, Metazoa, Chordata, Actinopteri, Syngnathiformes, Syngnathidae. The record is from RefSeq and is a predicted model, not a curated record. Bases 194 to 670 code for a protein of 158 amino acids.
AAUAGACCGAGGAAUGCGUGACAGAUCGUCAUAACCUGCUCAACCGAGGGAAUAUAGACAGAGGCUCACUGAUCUUUAGAUCCCAGCACCGAAGCACACGUUACAUUGGUAUUCUUUUUUAGUGGCGUUGUCAUCCAAUGAAAAAGACAGAUAUUUUUUUUUAGUGGCGUUGUCAUCCAAUGAAAAAGACAGAAUGCAUGCGAUUGUGGUUGUCACUCUGCUCAUAUUCUGCACCGUUUCCAGUGUCCAUCCUCAGGUGUUCUCCUUUUCCCUGCCGGUGGGCCCUGGAGGGGGUGAGUCCUUCAGUCUGAUGGGAGAAGGUCGUAUCACGGCUGUCCGAGUAUGGGAGAGAUACAACAACAACAUCGUGGGCUUGCAGAUCCGCUACGGUCCCAUCUGGUCGCCCGUAGUUGGUAGUCAAAGUGGCGUUGGCAAGGACUUGGAGUUGUUUGACGGUGAAGCCAUCAUACAGAUCUCUGGAAAGUAUACCUCCUCUCUGCAGUCGGUGGUGUUUGUCACUAAUCGCAGCCGGUCACUGCAAGCAGGUCAGCCGCGUGGGAUCUCCUUCAACAUGUAUCCCACGAGCCAGGAGGCCGAGCUGCGCUUCAUCAGCGGCCAAGUCAGAAAUGGCUUCACUUCCUUUGGGGCGCACUGGGGUGUUGUUCGAUGAGCUUUGUUGCGGUUUCUGUGAUAUUGUGUGAAAACUAUGAAAAAUUCUUUGGGGUUUUUUUCUUCCUUUGUCCCAUUUUAUGAUUCUGACAGUGAUCAGUCCAACAGUUAGUCGGGAUGUUUUUUUUAGUUUUUUUUAAUAAAUGUUUGUAUUGAAUUUGACAGGUAUUACAAUAUAAAAUAAAACAGUAAUCACA